Molecule: messenger RNA, 345 nt
Organism: Adineta ricciae
Lineage: Eukaryota; Metazoa; Rotifera; Eurotatoria; Adinetida; Adinetidae
Source: the annotation of a GenBank genome assembly
AUGCCAUUUACACCAGCCGAAGUGUUCAAAUGCCCAAAAUGCAAUCAAAACGUCUAUGCUGCUGAAGAAGUCGCAGCAGCCGGAAAGAAAUGGCACAAAAUGUGCUUCAAAUGCGGUCUCUGCAAGAAAAUGUUAGAAGCUAUGACGAUGGCUGUGCAUGAAGGAAACAUUUUCUGCAAACAAUGUUACGGUCGUAAAUUCGGACCAAAAGGUUAUGGUUUCGGACAAGGUGCUGGUACAUUAGGUAUGGAUACUGGCGAACAUUUAGGAAACAAGAGUGGAUCUGAGAUGAGCAAUAAACCAAACUAUGCCCCACCACCUGGUGCUGCUCAUCAUGAUGAAUAA